This is a messenger RNA of Sinocyclocheilus anshuiensis, 1999 nucleotides long. Its product is annotated as DNA-directed RNA polymerase III subunit RPC7-like. The record is from RefSeq and is a predicted model, not a curated record. Gene Ontology annotation, biological process: transcription by RNA polymerase III. The transcript has 9 exons. Bases 765 to 1391 code for a protein of 208 amino acids. Gene Ontology annotation, cellular component: RNA polymerase III complex. NCBI's taxonomy places the organism in Eukaryota, Metazoa, Chordata, Actinopteri, Cypriniformes, Cyprinidae.
UCACGUAGCGGUACGCUACGGGCAGAUGUCGGUAUGAGGAAGCUGAUAGUCUGUGUCUGUGGCAGUUAGCGAUCGGUCUCUCUGCAUAACGAGCACCAGAGACGUUCAUUAUCAUUUAUCAGCCUCAGCUUGACUGUAUUUGGUGCCGUGUGCGUCCUAUAGGAGUGGGUAACGAUCGCUUUACACUGUUUUCAGUUUGUAGUUGUUUUGUUAGUUGUGACGCAGUUAUGAAGCGAGAUAUGCUACAUGAUAAUGAUAAACCACACACAUCCACAAAACCUGUACUCAUAUGCCCUGCAUAUCUCUACAAUCAUACAAUAAAGCUCCUGUCCGUUGAUAAUCAUCCAGUCUGUCGUGAGUCAAACCAACUGCAGUAAAGAUUGCACGGCAGAUAGCCUGUACAUUUGAUUCCCUCUGGAAGAAUAUAACUCACUCAUGAUUCAGCCUCUCCAUCUCUAUGCGCUCGGCUGCUGUCAUUACAGAGACUGAACAGAGCUAAGAAUAUUCAUCUCAUCUGAGCACUAUAAAGCGGCCCGUUGACUGAUCACAAUACCCAAACCUCUCUCACUGUAACCAAGCUCAUCUUUCAGUAUCCUGACAUCCAACCACUAACUGAAGUGUAUGUAAAGGCUGUCUUCCCUCACUACUGUUGAUUAUCAUACUUUAUGAUCAUUAAAGCUGUUGAAACUGAUACUCCCCUCUGUGUGUUCUGACCGACACACCUGGUUCACUACGAUACCUUACUAGCCCUAAUAAUUCAGAUAAUGGCAGGAAGGGGCAGAGGGCACCGCACUUUCUCUGUGGAGAUUGUUGGAAUCGGUAAAGGAGAAAAUCUCCCUCCAUCCUCCAUCCAGCCGACCCCUCUAUUCCCUCCCUUGGACCAGAAGCCGGUGCCCCUGCAGGCGGGUGAGGAGGCCGAGUACAUGCUGGCACUCAAACAGGAGUUCAGAGGAGCCAUGAAGACGCUCCCGUUUUACAUCCGUCCCGCUGCACCCAAAAAAGAUGUGGAGCGUUAUUCUGACAAAUACCAAAAAAUUGAAACCUCUGACUGGAAACCAGAUUGGAGGCGUUUUCCGAAGGAGCUGCGUGUGAGGGAGAAGAGACCCCUGAGAGACAAAAGCCCAGCUGUUCCCAAACAAACCAAACAGCCACGAGUGAACAAAGAGGAGAUCAUACGCAAACUGGAGACUCUGGAGCAGAAAGAGGAAGAGGGGAGUUCUGAUGAAGAGGAGGGAGAGAAAAAGAAGCCAGAAGAGCAAGAGGCUGAGGGAGAGGAGGAGUAUGAUGAAGAGGAAUUUGAGGAUGAAACAGAUUACAUCAUGUCCUACUUUGACAAUGGGGAGGAGUUUGGAGGAGACAGUGAUGAAAAUAUAGAUGAAGCUGUUUACUGAAGCAGGUGAUGGCGGCUCCAUAGCGUCCUCCUCUGGCCAGUGAGUGUCUCUGAAACCGGUCUGUCCCUCAGGAACGUUCUGGGCUGGAUCAUUAUGUUUGGCAGCUGAUGUUGAAAUCUGUAUGCAGUGGAUUUCCUCUCAUCCGAUCGGUUGGCAGGGCGGCUGAUUGCUGACGAAGAGCGUUUGAAUCUGAGAGCCAUGGCUGGAGGACACAGAGAAAGACACUGAGGCACAAACUUCUCCCUUAAUGCAGCUAUACGUUCUUAGAACUUUGUAAAUGAUUAUUAGUUCAUAACUGAAAUUAUUUUUUUAGAAUCUUACUUUUAAAACAUGUUUUAGUGUACGUUUUAGACCGUUGUAUUUGUCUAAAAUAGCUUUUAUACAUCUUAGAUUUGUGAAAAAAGACCAGUAAAUGUUUAUUUUAGAUGAUAAUUACAUAUUUUAUAAAUUCUCAUGUCAAGUAGUUGUAAAUAUUUAUGUUAUUGCCAUUUUAUGCAAUAAAGUCACACUGUGUCAAGACUUUGUCUCAUAGAUAGAUAGAUAGAUUGAUUGAUUGACAGUUCUGUCAUGUGGCCUGUAGGGGGUGUGAUACUACAUUAAAGUACUUA